GCUAAAUUUCACAAAUGGGACUCACAUAGUGUUAAGUCAAUCUUACUUGAUAUAUUGAAAAAUUGUGCUCUAAAAGUAGAGUGAAGACUCGUUUGCACUGUGAUAGCACUCUCAGAGCUAGGGAGCAUUUUAUGUACUUCUCAGUCUAGUUCACACUGGUGUUCCUCUUUGAAAGCCCCAGUUUUAAUUGUGGUUUAUUGGGUUUUUUCUUCCUCUUCUGUGAUUAUAUAUCUCUACUGAGUUCUGAAACUCAUGCAGACUUACGAUCUGGAUGUGAAUUAUGAUUCCUGCCUACACAGUAAGCCUGUUGUGGGUUUUAGCUACAUUUCUUGCUGUUACCCUUGAAGACCAAGGAGAUAGCUGUAAUCAUCCACCUAGGUUAGACUUUGCUGAACUUGCUGAUGAAUAUAAAGUGAAGAAUUCCUUUCCCGUUGGCUCAACUGUGAAAUACAUCUGCCGUCCAGGCUACGUUAGAAGUAAACCAAAGAUCUCUCGAAGAUGCCUUCAGAACCAGGAAUGGUCAGAACUUGAGGAAUUUUGCAAAAAAAAAUCAUGUGGACAUCCUGGAGAACCAAAAAAUGGCUGGCUGCAUGUAUCAGGAGAUUUCCUUUUGGGUGCCACUGUAAAGUAUAGCUGUGUUGAAGGAUACAGGUUAAUUGGCCAUUCUUCCAGGAGAUGCAUAGUUUCUGACAAAAAAGUAGAGUGGACACAUGACAUUCCCUUUUGUGAGCCUAUUCCAUGUUUCCCUCCACCAGAUGUUCCUCACGGCAAACACAAUGGCCAAAAUAUGGAUAAUUUUUUUGUUGGGACAGUUGUGACAUACACCUGCGACAAAGGCUACCCCCUUGUUGGAAAUGCCUCUAUCUACUGUAUUACUGAGGAUGGGUUAAACGGAGUGUGGAGCGGCCGUGCCUAUUGUGGAGUGGUGCAGUGCCAGCCACCCCCAAAUAUCCAAAAUGGGUUUCACAGCAAGCAAGAAGGUGAAAUGUUUUCCCAUGGAAUGUCUCUGACUUACACAUGCCAUCCAGGCUACAUACUUCUUGGACAGGAAACAAUUUAUUGCACAGCAUCAGGCACAUGGUUUCCCUCUGCCCCGCACUGCAAAGCUGUGGAAAGGAUGCUCACCACAGUGUCGAAGAAUGCAGACAGCAAGUUGAUUGAUAAAAAAACCAAGGAAGAAAGCAAGAGGGAUAUAGUGCCAGGGCCACCAAGAGACACAGGACAUAGCUGUAAUCGUCCACCUAGGUUAGACUUUGCUGAACUUGCUGAUGAAUAUAAAGAAAACAAUUCCUUUCCCAUCGGCUCAACUGUGAAAUAUACCUGCCGCCCAGGCUACGUUAGAAGUAAACCAAAGAUCUCUCAAACAUGCCUGCAGAAUCAGGAAUGGUCAGAACUUGAGGAAUUUUGCAAAAAAAAAUCAUGUGGACAUCCAGGAGAACCAGAACAUGGUCGACUGCAUGUAUCAGGAGAUUUUCUUUUCGGGGCAGCUAUACACUAUACCUGUGAUGAAGGAUACAGGAUCAUUGGUCAUUCUUCCAGAAGAUGCAUAAUUUCUGGCAAAAAAGUAGAGUGGGACCAUGGUGUUGUUUUUUGUGAGCAUAUUCCGUGUUUCCCUCCACCAGAUGUUCCUCACGGCAAACACAAUGGCCAAAAUAUGGAUAAUUUUUUUGUUGGGACAGUUGUGACAUACACCUGCGACAAAGACUACCCCCUUGUUGGAAACGCCUCUAUCUACUGUACUACUGAGGAUGGGUUAAACGGAGUGUGGAGCGGCCGUGCCUAUUGUGGAGAGACACACUGUCUACCUCCUCAUGUAGAGAAUGGAAGGAUAGUCACUGGCAAAUCUAACAUCUAUACCUAUAGCCAAAUGGUCACAAUUGACUGCAAUGUUGGUCACAAGAUAUCUGGCUCAAGAGAGAUUAGUUGCCAAGUGGAUGGCACAUGGGAUCCAGCUAUACCUACUUGUAAACAGGUGGUGCAGUGCCAGCCACCCCCAAACAUCCAAAAUGGGUUUCACAGCAAGCAGGAAGGUGAAAUGUUUUCCCAUGAAAUGUCUGUGACUUACACAUGCCAUCCAGGCUACAUUCUUUUUGGACAGGAAACAAUUUAUUGCACAGCAUCAGGCACAUGGUCUCCCCCUGCCCCGCACUGCAAAGGAGGCAGCUGUGGCCCUGCAUUAAAGCUUGACUUUGCUGUGGUUGCAGAGAACUUUAAAGAAAACAAGUCCUUUCCAAUUGGCUCUACAGUGAAAUAUUUCUGUCGUUCAGGGUACUAUAGGCACCAUGGACUGAAUGCCUCUCUUACAUGCAUUCAAAAUCAGGAGUGGUCAGAAAUUCAGGAAUUCUGUAUACGAAAGUCAUGUGGAAAUCCUGGUGAACCAGAGAAUGGCAGGCUGCUUGUAUCGGGAGAUUUUCUUUUUGGUUCUACUAUAAAUUACACCUGUGAUGAAGGGUUCAAACUAAUUGGUGAAUCUUCCAGACAGUGUGAGGUAUCUGGCCGAAAAGUAGCCUGGACCGGUGGCCUUCCCCUUUGUCAGAGUAUUUCGUGUUUGCCACCACCAGAUAUUCUCCACGGCACACACAAUGGCAGAAAUCUAGACAACUUUGCCUAUGGGAUAGCUGUGACAUAUACUUGUGACAAAGGCUACCCCCUUGUUGGAAACGCCUCUAUCUACUGCACUACUAAGGAUGGGUUAAAUGGCGUGUGGAGUGGCCGUGCAUAUUGUGGAGUGAUUGGCUGCCCAUCUCCACAAGUUGAGAAUGGAAAAACAGAAUAUGGCCCUUCUGGCACCUAUAGAUAUAAUCAAAGAGUUACCUUUGGCUGCAAUGCUGGCCACAGAUUAAUUGGCUCUAGAGAAAUCUACUGCCAAGUGGAUGGAACAUGGGAUCCUCCCGUCCCUCGUUGUGAACAGGUCAUUGGAUGUAAAAUUCCAGAAAUUCAGAAUGGAAGAGCAACAGUAUCCCAAGCACUAGUCAAACCUACAGGGACAAUUACGUUUGAAUGUGACUCUGGCUAUCUCCUGAAAGGCAACCGGACAAUUGCAUGCAAAUCUGAUGGCAUGUGGGAUUCUCCUGUGCCAGCCUGUGUCAUGGAAGUUCAAUGCCAGUUACCCCCAUGUGUUAAAAAUGGAAAUCACAAUAAGCAGGAGGUGACUAUCUUUACCAAUGGGAUGUUUGUGGAAUACACAUGUAACCCUGGCUAUAAUCUUACAGGAGAGAGAACUAUUUAUUGCACAGACUCCGGCACAUGGUCUUCACCUACCCCUCUUUGUACAGGAUGUCUUGCACCUCCACAGAUUGCCAAUGGCAGAAUUGAGACUGAAAUUCUGGGUGAUGAUUUCCCUUUUGGCUCAUUGGUAACUUACCAUUGUGAUCCUAGCUAUUUUCUCAAUGAAUCAGCAACAAUACAGUGCCUAUCUUCUGGAACAUGGGAUCAGCCAGCCCCUCACUGCAAAAGCAAACAAGAAGUUCAGUGCCAGAAACCUCCACAUGUCCAUAAUGGAAUUCAUAGCAAGCAAGAAGUAGCAAUCUUUACCAGUGGGAUAUCUGUGGAAUAUACAUGUGAGCCUGGCUACAUUAUUACUGGAGAAGCAACUAUUUAUUGUACAGAUUCAGGCAUGUGGUCUUUCCCCACUCCUCGCUGUAAAGAAGUACAAUGUCCCCUCCCCCAAGAUGUGGAAAAUGGGAUUCGCAAUAAUCAAGAAACUGCAAUAUUCACCCGUGGAAUGUUUGUGAAAUAUUCAUGUGAACCUCCCUAUACUCUUAUCGGAGAGGCGACCAUUUAUUGCACAAAUUCUGGCACGUGGAAUCCUCCUGCCCCUUGCUGUAGAUUUACACACUGUCCAACACCCCCAGAAAUUGCUCAUGGGAAGUAUAUUGGAAAAGACUUCACAUAUGGAAAGACUGUCACAUACAUUUGUGAAGCGGGGUAUUCUCUCAUUGGAAAUGAUGAGGUUACUUGUAUUUUAGAAGACUCGAAUUCUCUGAACUGGACUGAGCCUCCAAAAUGCAAAGUGGUAGAGUGCUCCACACCUCCAAAUGUUCACCAUGGUAAAUACAAUGGCUUGGAAACAACAAAAUACACUAGUGGACAAUUUGUAAAAUAUACCUGUGAACCUGGUUAUGUACUAAAAGGAGAGGCAAUUAUAUAUUGCACAGCUUCCGGAGAGUGGAGUUUCGCUGUACCAUACUGCGAAGAAAUUCGAUGUCAGCAACCCCCACAUAUCCAAAAUGGCACUUACAGCAACCUGGAAGCGGAAGCAUUUAGUAGUGGGAUGUCUUUAAGCUACACUUGUGAGGCUGGCUACAUUCUCACUGGAGAGGCAACUAUAUAUUGCACCGAGUCUGGUUCAUGGAGCCCACCUGCCCCUCGCUGUGAAGCGCUGCAGUGUCCCCCUCCUCCAUCUAUUCCCAAUGGUGACCGUAAUAGUAAUGGCUCAACCAGUUUUGAUGUUGGAGAAUAUAUGAAUUACACUUGUCACCAAGGUUACUUGCUACGUGGGACAGACUCCAUUUAUUGUACAACGUCUGGAGCAUGGAGUCAACCCCUGCCUCGAUGUGAAGCUAUGCAUUGUCCUUUGCCACCAAGAGUUGUCCAUGGGGAAUACAUAGGAAAAAACUUCAAAUAUGGGAAGUCUGUAAUAUACAUUUGUGAUGCAGGCUAUUCCCUUGUUGGAGAUCAUGUGGUUACCUGUGUUUUAGAAGGAGCAAACUCUGUGAACUGGACGGAACCUCCAAAGUGCAAAGGAUGCCUUGCACCUCCAGAGAUUGACAAGGGAAAACAUCACAACGAUUCUGGAAUCCUGAGAGAUUUUCCUUAUGGCUCCUCAGUGACUUACUAUUGUGAUGCAGGCUAUUUUCUUAUUGGAGCAGCAACAGUGUACUGCCUGUCUUCUGGAAUAUGGGAUAAACCUGUCCCUCAGUGUAAAGAUAGACAAUCUUACUAUGUUCCUGCUGCCAUAGGAUUUGGAUCUCUAUUUGGUGUCCUGCUUUUGGUGAUUUCUGCUGGUAUAUGGAUUAUGGUUUCAAAACGGAAAAAAGUCAGCAAAUAUGUUCCUGGAAAAAAUAAAAUAUAUAUAGGUCCGGACAGUCAUGUUCAAGAACAGUCAAGUAUACCCCUCUGAAGGAAAAAUAAAUGUCUGAUUUUUAUAUCAACAGGUGGAAGUUAUUUUCCAACAAUCCUCUAUUUUUCUUUACAUUGAAAGCAAACAGCUUGCUAUACUUUUUUUA
Messenger RNA from Anolis carolinensis (green anole), 5228 nucleotides. RefSeq names its product complement receptor type 1. The record is from RefSeq and is a predicted model, not a curated record. The transcript has 33 exons. The coding region runs from base 281 to 5122 and encodes 1613 amino acids. Lineage: Eukaryota; Metazoa; Chordata; Lepidosauria; Squamata; Anolidae.